Molecule: messenger RNA, 5818 nt
Organism: Pocillopora meandrina
Lineage: Eukaryota; Metazoa; Cnidaria; Anthozoa; Scleractinia; Pocilloporidae
Source: the annotation of a GenBank genome assembly
AUGACAUCUAAAAAAACUGGUUUGGCUUUUUCUGGUGGUGGCAUUCGGUCAGCAGCACUAUGCUCUGGAGUCCUACGCAGGCUGCUAAAGGAUAAAGCAAAAGUAGACUACCUGAGCUGCGUGUCAGGGGGUGGUUACACAGGCACAUCCUUUCUGGAUUGGAAAUACAGAAAAGAGAAGAAAACAGAGGACAGCGAAGAAUGGCAUGAAGAGUUCUUUGACAACAUGCGACAAAGAGCAGGUUACUUUUGUAACUGGGAGAAGCCACGUCAAGGAAUCGUUGAUACAAUUGUUAUGAUCCUCCUCGUACUCACUGUCACCUUCAUUGAACCGAUUGUCAUAUAUGGAUCAUACGCAUUUCCACUUGCCUUCAUCAUCGAUUACCUUUUCGGAAAGUUACUUCGAGCCAAAAUGGAUUGUGAUCAGUUUGCACCAACCCGUACUCCAUGUCCAGAAAGCGUAAUUUUCUCUAAGAUUUCCCUGUUUACGGUUCUGGUCAUGUCAUUUGUCAUCUCCUACAUUCUGUCGCAAUGGUUACCUAGAAGGAAGUCUAAAUAUUUCAGACUUUUCUCAAUAAUUUCCUUCUUACUUCUUUCUCUUACUUUCCUUCCAUUUGCAAUCAACGAUUUUUUCAUUAAAAUCCCCCUGUGGAGUCGGGCGAUCAUUGUAGUAAUUGGUGUGGUACUAUGGUUCGUCCUACCUCUGUUGCGGGACAAAACGUCCUACGGCAUUCUAAUCUAUCUCUACUCUUACAUCAUCUAUUGGAAAGUGUACAAAGCCAAGAUUAUUGGUGUUGUGUAUUCUGAUGGGCUGUUUAAUGGGCUGCUUUUUACCUCUGGGUUUAUCAUGUGGUUUGUUCCCUACCUGGCACAAUCAAGGAAGAGGCUCGUCCAUAUCUUCAACAGGUAAGACUCAAAAAGGUAAUGUUUAUCCGCAGAAAAGAAAGGUAAGGUCGGUACUGCGGCCAAGCGGUCCUCCUAGCCGAAGCUUACCCGGCUAUCCUGGCAUGACUAGAAGUAUCACUACCCCUCCCCCCCCUCCCCCAAGAAUUUCAUCAGUCUUCCUUGACAGUUCGCUGGUACCAAUUUUUACUCCGGUGUGGAGAGAGGAACUGUGAGCGUUCAUUGUUUUGCCCAAGAACACACCACACUGACCAGGCCAGGUCUCGAACCUAGACCUCUCGAUCUCCAGAAGUUCAGCGCACUAACAAUUAGGCAACUGCGUCUACCUUAUCCGCAGAAUGAUUACUUACUUAAUCACUUUUAACUCUACCCAUUUGCAGAUGGAGACUUCAGAAGGCAUUUUACUCAAAGGAAAGUUUAGCUACCAAGGGAUGUCUGGAAAUACUCCAGGAGAUUUUCUGCCCUUUGUGGACAUGUCUGAAGAGAAAACAGAAGCGGGAUUCUGGUCACAGAGAACAGAGAGGUAGCUUUAAUUCUUUGGCGGAUGACAUUGAGCCAGUAAAGAAAAGAUCUUUGAACCUGGCAGAUCUCAGAGGCCUAGAACCUGAAUAUAUAUCAAACAUGACCAUCCACAGCUGGAAGGAAGAGGCAGAUUCUGACACGGAUGAUGAUCUCCUGACAAUGUCGCCUACCACAAUAGAGCGCUUAGAUCGAGGUCCAUCGACUGUCGAUCCAUUCAAGGAUAGGCUGAGGCCUCGAGAUAUAGAGUUGUCAGACGCCAUGGCAACGUCUGCAGCAGCAAUUUCCGGGUACGGUGAUAACCUUAGGGAAUUGCGCGUUGCCACGAUUCUUGGACUCGAAAUGGGAGCCACAGUGAUCAGCAACCUCGAGGCAAUUAAAAAGGAGGGAUGGCUCAUGAAGGUAAGAGGUUGCUCAACCAGGGAUCAGAUAAGUUACAUCUUACAAUAACUACUGAAGGACUGCUGAGAGUUAUGGUCUUCUCAGGGAGUUUCUUUCUAAGCAUGAUAUUCGUUUGGCAAGGAUAUACCAUGCUUUGCGUGCCUCGGUGCAGUUGAGAUCAGCUGCUCUGACGGAAGAGGAGGGGGGAGCUUAGGGGGGAGGCAGGAUUUUAUGGAAUCAUAGGGUUUUCAGGGGGAACUGUGGAGAGAUCGGUCGUUGCCAACUGAUUAUAAAGGACAAACAUUGCCUGUCAGAGAAUGUUACAGAGCCUUAUGGGAAGAUCUGGUAAACGUUAUUGUGACACUACCAAAAUCUACCAACCCCUGAUAAAUAAUGACUGAUCCCUAAGCAUGACAUUCCCUCUGCAAGUACAUAUCAUGUUUAAACAGAGUAACAGUAAGGUAACCUUCUUGACUCUGUCAUUAAUUAAUGCUUUAGGCCUGCAUGUAUCUUUUUCUCUUUACAACAGCUCCUCCCAAUUCUCAUCAACAUUCUCCGUGGUCUUCCAUUGAUCGCUGUACCAGCGGUUUAUUAUAGAGGAGGACAUGUGUGGUCAAUUAAAGCAGGAGUAUUCACAUUCUUUGCAAUUCACCUCAUGUUGGCUUGUAUUGGAGCUCUCGCUGAUACAGGAGCUCCGAACCCAAACUUAUGGGAGAAGAUAGCCAGGUAAGGAUUGUAUAAAUCUGAGCACCUUACGAUGGUGUGGAUAGACCCACACCAAAAUAUUAAAAAAUGCCUGAACAAUCUGAACAAUGGGAAAUAUCCGGAGGAGCACGGGAGAGCUCGUGGUAAAUUGCUCAAUGCAAACAGCCUCAAGGGCAGGAAAAAUGAGCAGGACAACAUUGGUCUUCCUAGCUAUUUGGUUCAGAAGGUGGUCCACUCAGCUUAAUUAAGGCCUGGGUCACCUUGCCUUUAACCCAUAUUUUUCACAAAAUUGAGAAUAACUUAGCUAUUUUGCGAGGGAUUUUUCUCAUACUUGGCAGAAAUGUGUAUCACUAUCAUCUCUCUCGGACUGAGUUGUGGCAGCGUAAUAUGAUACUCUCAACAGCCAAAAACAGUUAAUUUAGGCGCCAAAUUCGUCGGUUGCUUUCUUGAGCAAAUUCCCACCACUAAACAUAAGGCAAAUGAAAAUGCAGUUAUCGCUAUGAAUAUUUGAGACGUUUUUCAUUGUUUUCCCACUUGGAAUGGCUGCCAAAAAAAAGAGAGAUGUGCUAGGCAGAUUAAAUCAAGUUUUGUCUCUGCGAAGCUGCUUCCUCUAUCAUGGUUUUCGCCCGAAAACAUCUUAGCCUUUACCUGGUUCCAACCGCUGUCAAUGAAAGUAAUCCUACAGGUUCCUAUUUAUUUGGAAAAAAGACAAAUUAAAACUGUUUAAGAGGUGGGAAUUUUGAAAACUCGCAGUCACGUAUUCAACUUAGUGUCCGCCAUUUUGACGCGCGAGUGUUCAGAAGCAAUUAAACUUACCUAACAACUGCUUUGGGGGAUUACUUUUGUAAGUAAAUUCAUCUGCUUCUUGGAGAAAUUGUUUCCAAAGCAUUCAAAAGCCUAAAUUUUGAUAGACACCAUAAGUAUACACAUCAUGAUAUGAUAGAGGAUUUAUCAAGCUAAAUUUAAUUUCAAAAUUGAAUGGUAUAUCCACAAUGAAACUUUUUUCUAUGCAUUUGUUACAAAACAUAGUACUUUUUUCUAUGCAUAAGUUACAAACAUUGUAAAACGCUAUUGAGCUCUAGAAAUGAGCGCUAUAUUAUAAAUUCAUGUUGCAUUGUAUUUGCAGUGAAGUCAAUGAACAUGUUGAGAGCGGUGUUUAGAAGUCUUCGUAGGUUCAAAAGGGUUCUCUUUGGCUUUAAGAUAGCGAUAUCAUGCCAUUUUUUGAGGAAAUGACGAUAGCAAAGAAAAUGUUUUUACUUUCUUUUGAUGUCUUCCUCUAAAUUGUCGGAUUCACCAGCGAAGAUGGGAAAAACCAAUGCAAAGCCGACACUUCAAAAUGGCGGAUGCCGUUCACGAACUACGCGAUCUUGAUUCCAAGUAACUAUAGUUACUCGCGCAGUCCACGCGAAUUCCGCGAACCUUGCUGGGGGGGCACUGGAGGCGAAAAUCAUUUUUGACCCAGGCCUUAAUUAACCUGAGCAGGGUUUUGAUUAAAACCAAAGAAAUUCUUGUAUUCCUUUGGCACUCCACUGGAGUCACUCUAAAUGAUAAGAUGAAGAAACCCAAAAUGUCCAUUCCUCAAUUAUGGUGACCAGGUUAAUCCUGAUCAGAAGUUAAUUGAAAUGAAAGCUUUCUGUAAUUAUAAAUGAAAUAUAUGAUCAUUGUGGUUACUUUGUAAAUCGUCACACGACUUGAGCCCACUCGAAUCACGGAGAGUGGUAAAAUUCUCGGUCACUCACAGUUUGAAAAAGACCAUUUUUCAGAUAAACUGUCCUUCUUUAUAUGUAUAUAUUUGGCUCUGACGAUGGGCUAACGCUCGAACCGAAGAAUCUCUUUAUGGUGGCCCAUUUACAUUAUCAACUUAUUUGACAAAACCAAAUCAUCUUGUAAUACCUUCCACCGAUGCAGCAUCACAGUUUCUUUGGAAAAAUUACCCCCUUUAAACAAAUAUAUAUUAUGUUUUUUAACCUAGGUGGUUCAUCGUACACGUUUCCUUUGUGAAGUUCGUGAGAGUAGGCCUUAACAUUGACAACAUCGGACCCAUGCCUCCUCCCAUCAUGCUACUUAGCGAUGGAGGCCACGUGGAAAAUCUUGCUAUUUUGCCAUUGUUAAAGAAGAAACUCAAGAAAAUUAUUGUGGUGGAUGGCAGUUACUAUUCCAAUGAGAAGAAUUAUGGGGAAGAACUACUGAAAGCACUGAUGCUGGCUCGUAGAGACCUGAAUUGUUCGUUUAUUGGCCAGGGCGGUCGUGACGUCAUUUCAGACCUGUUGGAGAAUUUCGUGAAGCUUCAGCAACCAAAUGAAAAAAAACCACGACAUUUCAGGUACAUGUCUAUGAUCCUUUCCGUAAUUUACUGCCACCUCUUCUUUGUCGUCGAGCGCCGCUUUAAACAAGACACCUGACAAGACUACCGACACCUGAUUACACUCAAUCAGGGAAGCACUGGUGUUUUUUCGAGUGGGAGGUGGGAAUGAGGGGAAGUACGACCUUGAGUUGGCGCAAGAGAGAAAUGAGGUUCCAUUUUUUUCUAUUGAUUUGGGAUAGCGAGUCUAUUCUUGGUUAUCGGAUCCAUACCAAGGCUUGUGUAUCGUGUGAAGCUUGGACCGAGUUCACCAUUUGCAGUUAUCUUCAGCUAAUCUUUUUUCCUUCUUGGUUUAUCACUGCCUGUUUCAUAGUUUUGUAUCUUGUCAAAGUACUACAUCGUUUUCUCUUUUAAGAUGAACGACGUUCUACACGACAUAAAUUAAAUGGCAUAAAUUCAAUGUAAGCUAGAAGCUCUUAAAAUUCAAACAUGCUUAUAAUCUCUUGCUUCAAAACAAUAAUUUUUAAUCUAUUGUUUCUUCUUUUUCGCUAGAUUUAACGUUGAAUACUACGAAAACGACCACAAAGUUGGUGAAGGCGAAAUUUUGUUCAUUCGGCCAAGAGAUCCGCGAAAAGGUGAAAGGAGCGAGGUCAAAACCUGGGAAGAGUUUGGUUUCCAUCUGGACGCACGUGACUGGGGGAAUAGUCCAUUUCUGAACGAAGACGAAGUCGACAAGUUGACCUUCUGUUGUUGUGCAUGUUGUAACAAAAAGUCCUAUUUGAGCGGUUUAUCUGAGCUCCUCUGCCACAAGUUCCCGAAUCACAGCACAGCUAAUCAAUUCUUCACGCCUUUAAUGUUCUCCGCCUAUCAUCGUGAAGGCUUCCGAGCAUGCGUUGAAGCGGAAGCUGCUGAAUUUCUCAAGGACAACCACGAUGUCCUUGAGGUGUGACUGUUACUCAACCUAGAGUGAGUAUAUGUGGCCAACCUAUUAAUAACCAAACAUGUACGC